Molecule: messenger RNA, 2160 nt
Organism: Pleuronectes platessa (European plaice)
Lineage: Eukaryota; Metazoa; Chordata; Actinopteri; Pleuronectiformes; Pleuronectidae
Product: serine/threonine-protein phosphatase with EF-hands 2
Exons: 17
Coding region: 1-2160 (719 amino acids)
Biological process (GO): detection of stimulus involved in sensory perception; negative regulation of MAPK cascade
Cellular component (GO): cytosol; nucleus
Molecular function (GO): Hsp90 protein binding; calcium ion binding; manganese ion binding
Source: RefSeq, a predicted model, not a curated record
AUGGGAAGUGGCAUGCGAAAAUCGGAACUACGGCUGAAGAAAUGUGACAGAGUGACCAUCUCAGUUCCAGCAAUCAGGGCGGCUCUGUUGAUCCAGCGCUGGUACCGUCAGUACGUGGCCCGGCUGGAGGUGAGACGCAGGUGCACGUGGAACAUCUUCCAAUCCAUUGAAUACGCAGGAGAGCAGGACCAGAUUAAGCUCUACAAUUUCUUUGGCUUCCUGAUGCACCACUUCACCCCAGCCAGCAGUGAGAGAAACCUCAUAUCGCACAUCUUUCGCGAGAAUGAAAUCUGCCACCACGCAGAGUGGGAGAGGUAUUUCUGCUGCGAGAGCGUCGAGGUACCAGACAGCUAUGCCGGCCCCCACCUGAUCUUCCCCAUGACCUUCUGCGGGGUGUCGAAGCUGGUGGAGGCCUUCAAGCACAAACAACUGCUCCAUGCUCGCUACGUUCUGCAGCUUCUCGGAGAGACCUGGAGACUCCUGAGAACUCUUACCAACAUCAUUCAUGUCUCCACCUGCCAUACGAAGGAGAUCACCAUAUGCGGGGACUUGCACGGACACCUCGAGGACCUGCUGUUGAUAUUCUAUAAGAAUGGUUUGCCGUCCUCCGAGAAACCGUAUGUCUUCAACGGAGACUUUGUGGAUCGGGGCAAAAACUCCUUGGAGAUCCUGCUCAUCUUGUUUGGGUUCCUGCUGGUCUACCCCAAUGACGUGCACCUCAACAGAGGGAACCAUGAGGACCACAUUGUUAACAUGAGAUAUGGUUUCACUAAAGAAGUUCUGGGCAAAUACAGGGUGCAUGGCAAGAAGAUCCUGAAGCUUGUCAAGAAGAUCUUCAGCUGGCUGCCCCUGGCCACAGUGAUCGAUCAUAAGGUGCUGGUGGUGCACGGAGGGAUCUCCGACACGACAGACCUCGACAUGAUAGCCAGAGUGGACAGACACAAAUACGUGUCGGCCCUCAGGCCUCCUAAGACGACCCAUCAUUCAGUAAACGAUGAUAAAACCAUGAACAACAAUGACAGAGAAGCCAGUGGUCCAGUGGAAGCCAGGCGUCGAGUGUGCUCUUUUAGCCACCACCGCUCGCCGCCACCUCAGUGGUAUAACCUACCUCGCCGCUCACUGCACAACCUGCCAAUGAGCCGUCAGCUCAGUUGGUCGGUGGAGGAGGAGCUCAAGAGGAGGCGCAGGCUGGCUGGGCUUGACCAGCCCUAUGGUGAGCUGCAGAGAUCUGACUCUGACCCAGAGUGCAGGGCGACAACAGAGACAGACGAGCAUGAGUGGAAACAGAUAGUGGACGUGUUGUGGAGUGACCCCAUGCCCCAAAAUGGCUGCGUUCCCAAUGAGGUGCGAGGUGGAGGCUGCUACUGGGGUCCAGACGUCACUGAGGAGGUGCUGAGGAGACACAACCUGCAGCUCCUCAUCCGCUCCCAUGAGUGCAAACAGGACGGCUACGAGUUCUGCCACAACCACAAGGUGCUGACAAUAUUUUCGGCCUCAAACUACUAUGAGGAGGGCAGCAACAGAGGAGCCUACAUCAGAAUGGGCCCUGACCUGGUCCCACACUUCAUUCAGUACCAGGCCAGCCGGACGUGCAGAGAGCUCACCCUGAGACAAAGUGUUGGCUGGACGGAGAGAUCAGCGCUACGGGCCCUGAGGGAACAACUGUUUGUGCAUAAGUCAGAUCUCAUCAGUGCUUUCCAGGAGUUUGAUCCUAACAACACAGGGAUGAUCAGUCUGAGGCACUGGGCCAGUGCCACAGAGAAUGUGCUGAAGCUGGGUCUGCCCUGGAGGGUGCUCCGCCCUCAGCUUGUCAGCAGCACCCAGUACAGCAUGGUAGAUUACCAGCAGUGGAUAAGGGAGCUCUCCAUCACUGAGCCCAAUCUGGAGAUAUCUGACACCAGCAUCCUGGAGACUAUGUACAAGAACCAUUCAAACCUGGAAACCAUCUUUCGAAUCAUAGACACAGAUCACUCUGGUUCGAUCUCUUUCGAAGAGUUUCGUCAGACCUGGAAGCUGCUGAGCUCGCAUCUGAAGACUGAGAUCAGCGGCGAGGCCAUCGCAGACCUGGCCCAGAGCAUCGACUUCAACAAGGAUGGGAGCAUCGACAUCAAUGAGUUCAUGGAGGCCUUCCGGCUGGUGGACCUCUCCUCACAUACCUGA